Messenger RNA from Rhodamnia argentea, 1733 nucleotides. RefSeq names its product alcohol acyltransferase 9. The transcript has 2 exons. Gene Ontology annotation, molecular function: acyltransferase activity, transferring groups other than amino-acyl groups. NCBI's taxonomy places the organism in Eukaryota, Viridiplantae, Streptophyta, Magnoliopsida, Myrtales, Myrtaceae. The coding region runs from base 208 to 1620 and encodes 470 amino acids. The record is from RefSeq and is a predicted model, not a curated record.
AGGAGUUUAGUAUAUGUAUACUGUAAUCAAGAAUUCAGUAUGUAGAAUCCAAUUAUCAAAACCAUAGAUCUUGAACUAGGACAGGACCCAGGCAAGAAUUUGCCCCUCUCUACAAAAUCCCCCCACCACCCUCCAUUUUCUUCCCCUGUUUUUCCCAUCUCUCUCUCUCUCUCUCUGUGAGAACAAGAAGCCAGAGUCACCCUCAAAAUGCCGACAACUCAAGAGCUCCCAGAUUGUCACCUCCUGAAACCACCCACACUGAUCACCCCAAGCAGCCCAACGCCCCACCACGCGCUCUCCCUGUCCAACCUCGAUGACCAGAAGUUCCUCAGAUUCUCCAUCAAGUACCUCUACCUCUUCAGGAAAUCUGUGCCCCCCGAAUCCCUGAAAGCUUCCCUCGCCAAAGCGCUGGUGGAUUACUACCCAUUGGCCGGGAGAUUGAGGAGCGCCGGAAACGGUGACGGUGGCGGCGAUGACGAUCAGAGGCUCGAGGUGGAUUGCAACGGAGAAGGCGCUGUGUUCGCCGAGGCCUCCAUGGACAUCACCGUGGAUGAGUUCCUUGCGCUCUCGGAGUGGCCCAACAGUUCCUGGAGGAAGCUCCUGUACAAGGUGGAGGCUCCCAGCUUCCUCGGUGUCCCUCCCCUCGUAGUUCAGGUGACCAAUCUCCGCUGUGGAGGCAUGAUCCUGUGCACCGCGAUCAGCCACUGCCUUUGCGACGGCGUCGGCACUUCCCAAUUCCUCCACGCGUGGGCCCACCUCAGCACAAAGCCGGACGCCUCCAUCCCCGUUCUACCCUUCCACGGCCGCCACGUGUUGAGGCGUCAAUUCCCUAUCCUCACAAACUCCCCUCACUCCGCAUACACCCGAUCCGUCCCCUCUUGGAAUGACAAAACUGUCGUCCCUGACAUCCACGGCUACCUCCAAUCCCAGCCGUUGAUCCCCGUGAGCAUCACCUUCACCCCGCCCGACAUCCUUCGCCUCAAGCGGCAAUGCGUGCCGUCCCUCAAGUGCACCUCCUUCGAGGCCCUCGCCACCCACACGUGGCGGUCCUGGAUCAGGUCCCUCGUCGAUCCCUCCUCCUCCUCUGCCUUGACAUCACUUCACGCCGUCAAGCUCCUAUUCUCCGUCAACGUCCGAGACAGGCUCGACCCGAAGCUGCCUCACGGCUACUACGGGAACGGGUUCGUGCUCGGGUGCGCUCCAGCCAAAGUGAGGGACCUCGUCGGGAGCAACCUGGCCGACGCGGUGAAGCUGGUGCAGACGGCCAAGUCGCGCGUGGAUGGGGACUACGUGAGGUCGGCGCUGGAGACGUUGGAGGACAAGGCGGCGAAGACGGAUCUGAGCGCCAGCUUGGUGAUAUCGCAAUGGUCGAACCUAGGGCUCGAGGGUGUCGACUUCGGGGAGGGCAAGGCGGCGUUCAUGGGGCCGUUGACCAGCGACGUGUACUGCCUGUUCCUGCCCGUCGCGGAGGAGCCUCAAGCGGUGCGGGUGCUGGUGUCGGUGCCGGAGCGCGCGGCGGACAGGUUCGAGUUUUACAUGAAGGGUUUUGUGGAGCGAGAGGAGAAGAACGUGAAUGGGUGCGGUGGGGAAGGAGAUGGAUUGAAUUGUGAGGACCUGUGAAUAUGUCCAUACAUGGCGUCACGCGCACGUACGAUGUUGAUCGAGUUUCGAAAUGAAAAAAAGCGCUCAGUAGAUCGACUCGGGUGUUCUAAUAGAAUGGUAAUGACCAAAAA